Molecule: messenger RNA, 2129 nt
Organism: Olea europaea var. sylvestris
Lineage: Eukaryota; Viridiplantae; Streptophyta; Magnoliopsida; Lamiales; Oleaceae
Product: patatin-like protein 6
Exons: 3
Coding region: 222-1643 (473 amino acids)
Biological process (GO): lipid metabolic process
Source: RefSeq, a predicted model, not a curated record
AAAUUCUCCGGUUUACCUUGUUUGUCUUUUGUUUGGAAGACCGUCCUUAUUCUUCUUUCAUGGCUCUGGUCAGCACAAUCCAAAAUAUAUAAGCCCAAUUGUUCUUCCAUUUAAGACUCAUCAUCUUAUUGCCUCACAUAAAGACGUACACACAGAGAGAGAGAGAGAGAGAGAGAGAGAGAGAUUAAUUGAUGAUAUUUUGAAUAGAGAAUUCUUCAGAAAUGGCCUGUUUGGAUGGAAUUAACUGUAACAAUCUUAUAGAAGAAAUGCAAGAGCCCAGUGUUGAUAGAGAUAAAUUGAGCUACGAGAUUUUUUCGAUUUUGGAAAGCAAGUUUUUGUUUGGUUACGAUGAUCAAAAGCUUUGGAUUCCAAAGCAAAUAUCACCGCCCAUUGAGCAGCCGAAAAACGACGACGUUGUGAACGACGGCGGCGAUGUUCAGGCUAUAAAAUAUCAGAGGGGAAAAAUCUGCAUUCUGAGCAUCGACGGUGGUGGAAUGCGAAGCAUAAUAUCGGGUAAAGCGCUGUCGUAUUUGGAGACGGCGUUGAAGAAUAAGUCUGGGAAUCCGGCAGCCAGAAUAUCGGAUUACUUCGACGUCGCCGCUGGCACCGGCGUCGGAGGAAUUUUCACGGCGAUGCUCUUCGCCACUAAAGAUCAGAACCGGCCGAUUUUUAACGCUGACGACACGUGGAAGUUUCUCGCAGCAGAAGGGAAGAAAUUCUACUGUUCAAGUAAGUCGAAGCCUACUCUCUUCAAGAGAAUAUUUAACAAAACCGGCGGCGGAGGAAAUUCCGCCACUGGUUCAGCGACGGCUGGUCUAGAGAAGGCAAUGAAGGAGGCGUUUACGGAUGAGAAAACUGGGCGGAGUUUAACGUUGAAGGACACUCUAAAACCGGUUUUGAUUCCUUGCUAUGACCUCUCCACUACGGCGCCUUUUUUGUUCUCCCGAGUCGAUGCUCUAGAAACGGACAGCUAUAAUUUUAAGAUAUGGGAGGUGUGCUUGGCUACGUCGGCUGAACCUGGCCUUUUCGACCCGGUUUGCAUGAAAUCGGUUGACGGAUUGAACCGUUGCAUAGGGGUUGACGGGGGACUGGCCAUGAAUAAUCCGACGGGGGUGGCUAUUACGCACGUGUUGCAUAAUAAGCAGGAGUUCCCAUUCGUUAGAGGAGUCGAGGACGUCUUGGUACUCUCAAUAGGCACGGGUGGCCAGCUGUUAGAGCACAGUUUCGAGUUUGAGCAAGUCAAGAGAUGGAAGGCCGAGGAUUGGGCUCGACCUCUGGCUAAGAUAUCUGGCGACAGCUCAGCCGAGUUGGUCGACCAUGCCGUCGCUAUGGCUUUCGGCCAGAACCGGAGUUGUAAUUAUGUCCGUAUUCAGGCAAAUGGAUCCAGUUUGGGUGGAUUUCGGCCAAAUGUCGACUCUGAUUGUAGCCCCAGCAAUGUAAAAAUGCUCAUGGCAAUGGGCGAUGAAAUGCUGAAACAGAAAAAUGUAGAAUCUGUUUUGUUCAAUGGUAAAAAGAUUGGAGAGCAAACCAAUUUGCAGAAACUUGACUGGUUCGCUGAACAACUUGUGCUAGAGCAUCAGAUGAGGAGCUGCCGAAUGGCUCCUACUGUUGCAUUCAAGCAAGCUACUCCAAAACCUUCUUAAAUAUAUCCCUAUUAUAAUCAAAAAAUUCCCAAAAAAAAAAGGUACAGAUGUAUGAAAUUCAAAAAGAGCAAAGAACUGGAAGAAGAAAAGCAAUAUAGUAGCUUUUACUUUGUGAGAAAAACAUCAGGUAGGAAGAAAAUUGGUCAAGAACUUUAGUGAAAAGGACUAUGUAACUGUAAAAAAGUAUGGAUUUUGGUAAUUCUCCUCACUUGAGAUUUGCCAUAGAAUUGGUCUAGAGAUUGCGCAACAAAUAAAUCCUUCAUUCUCUUGAUCUCAAAAGAGUGUUAUUGUUGGUGGGUUACCAUUAAAUUUUGUUUAAGGUUAGUGGUGGAGAGAAGAUUAAUGGUUUUUGUAACUUUUAGCAAGGAUGCCUUUGUGAUUGUGAGUUUAGUGUUGUUGGUUUCUCAUUGGCUACUGAUUGUGUUUAUUGAUUUUGUAUUUUGUUUGCAUUAAUAUUUCUCGAUUUAUUGAAGAUACAUCCUCUCU